Molecule: messenger RNA, 1591 nt
Organism: Salvia hispanica
Lineage: Eukaryota; Viridiplantae; Streptophyta; Magnoliopsida; Lamiales; Lamiaceae
Product: 7-deoxyloganetic acid glucosyl transferase-like
Molecular function (GO): quercetin 7-O-glucosyltransferase activity; quercetin 3-O-glucosyltransferase activity
Source: RefSeq, a predicted model, not a curated record
CAUCCCACCGAAAACAUCGCCACCACCAAAUUCCGACAAUAAAAAUCUCAACUCUCGCUCACCUAAUUCCAUUUCCCGAUGGCCCUAGCACCGCCGCCGCCGCGCGUGCUGAUCUUCCCCCUCCCCCUGCAGGGCCCCGUGAACUCGAUGCUCAAGCUCUCGGAGCUCCUCUGCCUCGGCGGCCUCCACGUCACCUUCCUCGUCACCGACCACAUCGACGCCCGCCUCCGCCGCUACUCCAACGUCCAAUCCCGCUUCCGCUCCCACCCCGGCUUCCGCCUCCAGGCGAUCUCCGACGGACUGCCGGAGAAUCACCCCCGCGGCGACAAAUUCUUGGAGGUUUUCGAGUCCAUGAAGGUCCACACCAAGCCUCUCUUCAAGGAAUUGCUGCAGAGCGGCGGGAUUUCGUGUGUGAUUGCGGAUGGGGGAUUAGGGUUUCCUCUGGAUGUGGCGGAGGAGGUUGGGAUUCCUUUGUUUAUUGUUAGGACUAUCAGUGCUGCUUGCCUUUGGGUGUUCUUUCGUCUUCCUCAGCUAAUUCAGUCUGGGGAGCUUCCUUUUACAGGAGAUGAUGAUUUGGAUGUAAUGGUAAAGAGUGUGCCGGGCAUGGAACGAUAUCUCAGGCGUCGCGACCUUCCAAGCUUCUGUCGCUCAGGCAACGUAGCUGAUCCAAACAUCGAACUAUACAAGUGUGAAUCCACUAACAAUCCCCGAGCCACCGGUCUCAUACUAAACACAUUCGAGGAACUCGAAUCCCCAAUACUCUCUCAGAUGCGUGGCGUCUGCCCAAACAUCUACACCAUCGGGCCACUCCACGCGCAUCUCAAGGCCAAACUAGCCGCCACUGGCACAUCACUACCCGACUUCUCCAACAGCCUAUGGGAGGAAGACCGGUUCUGCUUGGUGUGGCUCGACGAUCAGCCUCCCAAGUCCGUGCUCUACGUGAGCUUCGGGAGCCUAGCUACAGUGACCAAGGAUCAACUGAUGGAGUUUUGGCAUGGUUUGGUGAAUAGUGGUCAGAGAUUUCUGUGGGUUAUAAGGCAGGAUUCCGUGGCCGGAGAGGGCCAGGUCCCGAUGGAACUGUUACAAGGGAGUAAAGAGAGGGGGUGCAUUGUCAACUGGGCUCCUCAGGAGGAGGUGUUGGCUCAUCCGGCCGUUGGAGGGUUCUUGACGCAUAGUGGGUGGAACUCCACGCUCGAGAGUGUGUACGAAGGAGUUCCGAUGAUAUGCUGGCCUUAUUUCCUCGACCAGCAGGUCAAUAGCCGGCUGGUCGAGGAGGAGUGGAAGCUUGGCUUCGACAUGAAAGAUACUUGUGAUCGGAGUGUGAUCGAGAAGACUGUGAGGAAUCUUAUGGAGGUUAGGAAAGACGAGUUUCAACGAAACGCAGCUCAGAUGGCAUGUUCGGCUAAAACGUCUCUCGGUGAAGGUGGAUCGUCCUCCUCUCACUUGGAACGGCUUAUUCAAGACAUAAAAGCUAAGAGUGUUGUGUGACUAAUGUGUAUCAAACUAUGGUAAGAACUUUAUUAAUAAAUUUAUAGUCAAUAAUAUUUCUUCGAGAUUUAUGCUGUAUUGCAUAAAUCUCGAAUAUCCCGAA